UUGUACAGCGUACACGAGUAGGUCUCCAUAACCUAAUCGCAUAUUAGUCAUACUGAUAGAAUGCUGGUCAGUGAAGUGUGGAGAAGUUGUUAUCAAGACGCUUUAUGAUAAGUUAAACCAACUUACAUAGUACAUUUUAAGGAUACUUUACAAACAUUUGAUCAAAGCGAAUGGAAGAAUCGUAAUAACCUACAGAAGUGUUCACUAUGGAGAACUUUGUUCGCAGGGAAGUCAUUCGGUCGCAGUUGGAACACUUGGCGUCACUGCUGAGUAAGGAGGGGGAAGAGUGUUUUAUUAUCACUGCUUGUAUAGUCGAUGGAAGUUCCCAGCUAUUUGGCUCGAGCAAGGGUGUGAAAUACAUACAGAACUACUUUAGAGGCGUGGUGGAGGAGUUUUUGCCUUAUUUAAGUCAACAGGACAUUCCCGAAAGCGUAUACACACGCCAAGUCGUCGAUGAUUAUAAUAAUGACAAAAAGGCGAUCCGAUCUAUGAUUGUAUAUCAGGCAUGUCGACUAGCUGAGAACGGGGAGGAGUGCUUUGUUGUGACUGCCACAAACCCAAAUAUUCUAGGCUCCGACAAGGGGAUAGCCUACUGUAGAAUAUUGUUUCAAGGCAUUCAGAGAGCCUUUUCCAGACACGUUGAAGCUCACCAAACGGCUGACAGAGACCAAGCCAUUGAGCAAGGCCUGGAGACGAGCACAGAAGAUGAACAAUAUGUACACAGUAAACUGCGAACGCAUCUGAAGAUUGAGAAUCCUAUCAGGCAUGAGUCAGAAAACGAUCAUUGUGGAAACAAUUACAAUGACAAGGGAGAGCCUUAUCCCACACCAAGAAAAGUUGAAACUUUAGCAUCAUCAAGAAAUAAGUCCACAAGUCAAUGGAAUGAUAGAGGAAAACAACCAAGCAAAGACAAUAAUACAUCAAAAAACAUGUAUAAACAAUCAAUGUCAUCAUCCGCUGAUUCAGAUUCAGAACUUCUUGGUAUCGGCACUGAUGAGGAUUCAACUAAUGCAGAUAGUCUGCUGUCAGAAUCGGAACUGCUAGCCGAAUCAUCAAAACAGGAAACGACAGGGCUUAAGAGGACAAAUCAAAUGGAUGAGGACAACUCAGAUAUGAAGAGAUUCAAACCAGCAACACCAUCGUCAAGGGAAACGAUAUCAGAAUCUUUACCAGAGCUUAAUAAUGGUAUUAACUUAAACACUGUUGGUCCAAGUACAUCUGGUGUACAAAGCACAAGACAGGUUAGUAAAGAAGACAAACGGUUUGUAUGUGUUGUAAAAGGAUGCGAAAAAAGCCACGCGACCCGCAUCAAGCGAUUAGAGCAUUACACCACUCACACGGACAAGAAAUUAUAUUCGUGUGACUUAUGUCAGAAAUCAUUUAAAAAUAGAUCGUCUGUUAAUCACCAUAGGAAACGGGAGCACCAAGAUACUGAAUAUAAACCUCAGAAAAUAUUACGGAUGCCUCUCGAGGAGUUGGAAAAAGAGCUAAAAAGGAACAACGACGUCAGUACUUCAUAUAACCCUGAUGAAAGCUCAAACGAAAACAUGCCAAAAUAAAGAAAUAGGUUCUGUGGCGUUUAUCUUCCUGGAUUACAUGAUGAUCAGGAUUUUUGUCAGUAAUGACCUGCUACACGUCGGACCGAAAUACAUCUUUCUUCUGGAAUAAAACGGUGUACACACACAAUAAAUAACGCAAUAAUUGAUCCGGAACUAUUUUAAAGAGUGUACACGUACUGUUAUUGUGUGAAUUGUGUACUAACAAACAUAUGUCAUUGACAUUACGUCAAUUUUUAAACUAAUACAUUGUUUAUUUAUUCCGUAAUAUUUACAUUGUGUAUAAAAAUCUUUGUUUUUUAUACAUUGCAUAUUCAAUUAAACAUUUUAUGGUAAAGACAUUUAUAUAUAUAUAUAUAUAACGGGUUUUAUGUCAAAGGAAAUGUUACUUGAUUAGAACAAAAUUAGUAAUUAUACUAAAUAUUUUUUAAACUCACUUUGCCAAUAUAUUUCUCGGAAAUAUCCAUACGAUCAUAUAAGCAUACACACAUUGUGUCGAUUGUUAUUUUUUAGUAAAGGUAACUACGCUGAUAAUGUAGUCGUUGCUAACUUGUAAUAUUAUUGCUCUAUAAGUUUAACGGAUAUCAACCAAUCGAUUAUUUAAUCAAUAAAUCAAUCAAUCAAUCAAUUAAUCAAUAAUAUCGUCAUUGUAUAUACAGGUGCAUUGUACAAUUGAAAUGGUAAUGUAAUAUGAUUAAGUUUAUCUAACGACGUUGUGAUUUUGUCUGUUAUCAAGAAAACCAAUGGAAGAUUAAAGUUUCUGUAUAGAAAACGUGAUUUCCUUACCCAACAGACCAAAAUGUUGCUGGUUAUGUCCCUAAUUUAGUGCCAUUUCGAUUUUACCUCAAUUGUUUGGUUUUAUUCUGUUACUCAAGUAUUGAGAAACAAGCUACAGGUUACCCAAAAUAAACUAAUUAGACUUGUUUUUAAUUUUAUAUUCCAGAGCCCAUAUUGAUAAAAAGCAUUUCUCCUGUCUUAAUUGGUUACCUGUGACAUGAAACUUGACUUUAUCUCUCUCAGUCAUGUUUUAAGGUAUGUUUUAAAACAGUCCCUUCCUAUAUGAUUGACAAUUUUACCCCUGGUAGUACUGCAUACACUUAUAGCACUAGAUUUGCACUGACAAGUCAUACUAAUACUACAAGCACAUUUGUCGAUAGUGAUCGCUUUUCCUACCCUAAGGUCAAGAGUUUUGAUAGUCAUUUGCCUAUCAUGGUUGUUCAUUGUGGAGUUAGUUGCCAAAAGACAUAAGGAAUUUGAUGAGCAUGACUAAUUUUAAGUCCUCUGUUAAGGCGUAGUUGUUUGUAACACAAGGGAUUUGAUAUAACUUUCAUGGUUCGCUGCAAAUUUUAACUCCUUAGCAUUACAUUUCUGUGAUUUGUCGUUUCCAGUAUGUCCUUUAGCUUGUGCAAUUAUUUAUUUUAAUUUAUGAUUGCCAUCAAACAAACUGUGAUAUAUUUUAUUAGCUUCAUGUGUCUUUCUAUGUCAAGCUAUGUUUUACCAAAAGAACCACAAUGUAAAUAAGGCAUAUAUAUAUUUUUUUUGUGUGAUAUCCUUUGUGUACAAUAAAGUUAAUGUGCUACAGCUAGGAAUAUGUUCAUUAAAUUCAUAAGCUAUGUAGGUUGCUUUCAUUGUAGUAAUAAUAGAACAAAUUAAUCAGGCCCUUUGUUUUGUCCGGGAUAUGCAAGAUACGUAUACAAAAUAUAUUUAGCAUGGUUACCGUGAGAAUGUUUUGUGUUUCGAUUGGCUGGAAGCUGCGAGGGCUCCGGGCGAAAAUUAAUUUGGUCAGUAAGUGAGGUGCGAGUGAAAAGACAUGAAUGAAUGUUUGGGUUUUGUUAAAUAAAUCGGAAUCCGUACCAAUGUUUAGUAAGUUAUAUUUUGUAACAUUUGUUUUAUAAAUGAAGUUAAUCUACAUUAUAUAGCGGAAAGGUUAGUUAAGGCAAUUGUUGAUGGCUACACAACUUCAGAGCAUUUUUCGUAACUUUAAGUAUUUUUGAAAAUCCUCAAAAUACUCUGUGAACAUCUAUUUGCUAUGUUAAUUGCAUUAUUUGGAUUAUUAUUGUGUAUAUGAUGUAUGUGUCUUGAUUAUUGUGUUUGGGUUAUUUCAGAUAACCGUUCAUACGUUCAUACGUUCCUUAGCGUUCAUUUACGUUCCUAUACGUACAAUAGCGUUAAGAUGUGUUCCAUUACGUGCUGUUAUGCUGACUGAUUGACUGUUUGAUUGUAUUGAAUAAAUGUGAACG
Mya arenaria is the source of this 3796-nucleotide messenger RNA. Its product is annotated as zinc finger and SCAN domain-containing protein 5C-like. Bases 207 to 1559 code for a protein of 450 amino acids. Lineage: Eukaryota; Metazoa; Mollusca; Bivalvia; Myida; Myidae. The transcript is spliced from 6 exons. The record is from RefSeq and is a predicted model, not a curated record.